AAUGACAUAUGCCACUCUUUAAUUUAACCCUUUAUUCCGAGGAUUAACCGAAUAAGGAAUUUAGAUAUAGAUACGUAGGCUAUAUACACGUUACGGCAGAAAAAAAUCAAGCGUAAGUGUCCCAUUUUAUCAAUAUUCACCAUAAGGCUAACCGUAUUUUAAUAAUAACCACAGCCUGUCUACUUAGAAUAUACAUUUUGCAGGUUAAAAAACACUUCACAUGACCUAUCUGUUUUGCAAAACAUCACAAUGCUGUGGCAAAUACCCGGACCUGGCAACCCUACACCACCACUUUCUAUUGGUUUCCCUAGUUUAACUAGACUCCCAGGUUUAGUUUCACUUUGGCCUAUUAUGGUUUGAUGUAGAUGAAAUAUGUUACAAUUUGGUACAGAGUGGGCCUAAACUAAUCCCUUGAAUUUUGCAAAGACAUUGAGAUUCACCUGAAAACAAUAAGAAGGAAAUAAAUAUAAAGUCAGUUGGAACAGAGAAGGAGGCUACUACAUCUUUUGGCUACGACUAAGGUAAGAGGCAGAGUUUAUGUUUAUGUUUAUCACACAAGAUUUAAUGACAGGUCUAUAGGCUGCCUACGAAGUCUUACCUUUCUGUGGAUUCACAAUUUUGUUCCUCUUUCUCAUCUCUAUUUUCUUGAUCAUCCUAAUCAUAAUUAUAUAAUUAAUAUAUAUAAUCUUUCUCAUCUCUAUUUUCUUGAUCAUUCUAAUCAUAUAUUACAUAAUUAAUAUAUAUUAUCUUUCUCAUCUCUAUUUUCUUGAUCAUUCUAAUCAUAUAUUACAUAAUUUUAUCUUAAGAUUUCGAGGAAAAAUUAUCCCAUCAUCUUGGGUAAACUUUUUUUUUGCUUCGCAACAUAAGUAACUCGAAAUCAUAGGAGAACAAUAAUAUUAACUCCUUGUCACUGGAAAAAAUAAAUAAAUAAAAUAAAUAAAUAAAAAACAUCCCGUGGAAUUUUAGGACCUUUAAAUAAAACUCAUUCAUGAAGAUUAUUGGAUAGUUGUUGUUUCUGAAUAUUAGGUAUUCUUGUAAUAAUCAGCACACGUCUUGUGCUUGUAUUGAAAAUUUACUGGCCCUUAUGCUCUGUGAUUUCAGGAAGCUGUACAUAAGGAAGUGCGGGCUCUGCUUUUUAGCCUUUAACUGAACAACAAAAAACACAUCGAUUGUAAUAUAGACACAAACAUAUAAAGACAAAAUGUAAUUAUUUGUAAUGAUUUGCCAACGAUUGCUAUUUCUUUCCUUCAUAUAUAUAUAUAUAAACACGACAGACAGUGCUUUUUAACUAACGCCAGCGAGAGUCGAGGCUCCUAGAUGGAGGAGUUUCCGCUUUCAGCCUUCUCAAAUUUCAGGAGAAUUUAACAGAAAAAGCGGAAUUUAACUGAAAACAAGGAACUAACUUCUCACAGAAAACUUCACCACAGCAGUGAUGAAACGUGUUUCUCGUUUCUCUGUUAAAUAACAACACAUUUUCAUUCCCUUAAUUAUAGUCUAGGCUAUUAUGUGGCCCGUCCACCGUGCACGUUCCUGUGAAUAAACAGUAUUUCUUUUUUUAAAUAAUUAAGAAUAAUAAUAAAUAUAAUUACUAAUUAUUAUUAUUGUUAUUUCUGUCACGUAUCGAGGUUGAACCAGAAGCAAGUGCAGAUAAUGACAUUUAUUGAAACAAACGUACUAUGAAACAAAGACACUAAGACAACUUGGUAUAACACUGUGACAUGACACAAAACACCGAGACAUAAACGACAAGCGUCUAAGACAACGAAAGACAAGCAAACAGUGCAGACAAGGACUAUAUAUACACACGAGUGCUCAUUAACAAAACGUGAGUCAGGUGCAGGUGGUCAUGUGACAGCUAAUGCAGUGCAGUGGCUGAUGGGAAGUGGAGUCCAGAGUUUCUUGAUACGUGACAAUUUCUUAUUAUUAUUAUGAUUAUUAGAAAAUAAUAAUCGAGGCGACGAGAGUCAUAUAGCCAAUUCAGGGAUGGAGAUUAUUAGGGGGCCAUGAUAGAUAAGGGCCAGAGAUAUAAAAUUUUGUUAUUGUUUACUUACCCUUGUCAUUCCAAACCCAAUUACUGUUACUUUUCAUCACAUAAAAUAAGAUCCCUCACUCUUUUCCACUCUUUUCCACUCUAUUACAGCUCUAUUCCAUAAAAUAACAGAAGAUAGUGAUCAUGAGCUUUAAAGGUGCACUAUAAAAGCGCCAUAAAAACUAUACUCCAAAUGGCCAUAUGAGAGAUUUGUGUCAUAUGGACUGCUUUUCUGUAUAGCUGUGUAAACAUUCUUCAAAAUUCUCCUUUUGUGUCACAUUGAAAACAGCAUACAAGUUUGGAACAACUUGACGCUUGCCCUGAUGAGUGGAGACCUCUCUUCUUCUGGAGUUUCAGCCAAAAUUCACUGAACCUGUGAGCUGACAUCUUGGCUUGGUGGAUUUUCUCCCUUUAGUUGGGCAAUGCAAGUAUGGGCAGCCAAACAUCCAGGCCAUCUGAUCAGCAACCUUUAUUAGAUCAUACAGAUGAAGUACCACUCAUUGAGAAGAUCUCAGUUGUGGUUAUGGGACCUCAUGGAGUUGGAAAGAAUACAGUUGGGAAUGCUAUUCUUAAAAAGAAAGCCUUCACAUUCCAGGAUAGAUCUAAAAACUAUUACUUGAAGGAGGAAAACACAACAUUUGACAGACAUGUUUCUGUCAUUCGUGUCCCAGGCUGGUCUGCAGAUUUAACCUCUGAAAACAAUAUACAACUUUGGCAAGUGAUUAAAGACAGUCUGAGGUCAGUUGAUGAUGGACCCCAUGCUAUUAUACUGGUUGUUAAUAUGAACACUGAAACUGCAGAGACCACAAAAGAGAAAUUAAAACAACUCCUGGGUGAUAAUGUUUUCCAGCAUAUUUUAAUCGCUUCAGUGGACAGAAAAAACAUUGUGGUUUGUCACAGUGAAAGAAAACAAACUGUCAUUAACAGAUGUAAAUAUCACUUAUUUGUAAGAUGCACAUGUGGACAGCAAAAUAAAAAGUUAAUUGAAACAAUUGAAGAUUUUAUUGUAUAUAAGGAAGACAUUCGUUUCUACACUGUGAGGAAAAAGGCACAAAAAAUGGAAUUGCAGCAUCAGGACCUGGCUAACCUUGUAGAUGGAUUAAACCACAAAAUUUCAGCUCUCUCAUGUUCCAAGGAUUCCAAUGAGCAUGUAAUACAAUCACAAAAAGCUGAAGUAAAGGAACUACAACGUCUGCUGAAAGAAAAGGAGCAUAUGUUGAGAGCCAAGGAGGAGGAGAUAAAAAGUUUAAAGUCAAAUCAAAAUCACACAAAGCUCUCUGCCCUGCACAAACAGCUUGAGCAUGCAGCAAAGAAAGAAAAAAAGCUUCAAGGAAUGGUUGGUGAAAUGAAAAAAAAUCUUGAAGAAAAAAAUAAAGAGAUAAAAGAACUGAGAAAAGAAAUUGAAGCAUUGAAAUCUCAAAAUGAAAAUAAAAAAAGCACAAAACCACCAUCCAUGACUGGACGAAUGCAGAAGCCUACUAAUUCAGUUGAAUUAAUCCCCCUGAUCUCAACAGAAACAUUGAGCAGUGAAGCACCUCAAGCCAGUGAAGUCCACAGAGCUGUGCAGUUUCUGAAGAAAAACCGCAAAGAACUCAUUGAAAGAAUUGUGGCAGUGAAGCCCAUUGCUGAUGAACUGUUUCCAUUUAUCAACCAAUAUAAAUAUGAGAAGAUUCUACAGGCUCCAUCUGAGUAUGAGCAAAGGAGACAGCUCUACGACAUAAUGGAUAAAGGUGGAAAGAAAUUGCAAUUUGAGUUUUACAAAUGCCUGUUAAAACAUGAGAAAUAUCUUGUUGAAGACUUAGAGGAGUCACCAUAAAAUACAAAGUACUGGUAAGACUAAAGAAUGUGAAGGUCCAGUUUCCAAAAUAGACAUAAUUUCUUUUCUGGGGGAAAAAAUUACACAUGAGAUGAACAACUGCCAGUCCAUCACUGGACACCUUGCAUACAUGCAUUCACAUGAAAAGGCAAUACAGUGCAGCUAAUCCGUGUACCUGCCUGUUUUUGGACAAUGGGAGGAAACCCCUGCGAAUAUGGGGAGAACAUGCCAAACUCUGCACAUACAAUAACUCAGUCAAGAUACAUUCAAGAUCAGUGUAGGGUAAAUUACUCUAAAAAGUAAUCCACUAAAGAUUACUAAUGACUACUUUAAAAUUGUAAUCUUAUUACAAUACUGAUUACUAAGUACUUUACUUUCACGUUACUUUCAAAACCUACAUACCUACAAAAAUACACUACAAAUUGAAACUCAGUUCUUUCAGCACUUUUAGCGCAUAUCAAUGUAUGACACGAUCAGAAAAAGUUGGAUUUAUCAUAAAAGUUGCCUCAGGUGUUGUCACUAUUUGUAGGAAUACCGGACCGAUAAAAUAUAAAGCUUUUCUAACUUAUCUAGUUUGGUAUUGCUAAGCUAAGCUAUCACUGUAUGGGUGUAAGCUAUCACUGUAAGCUAUAGCUAAGCUAACACGGUAUGGGUUUAGCUGCUACAGUGCUAUGAAAAGUACAUUAUCCUUCCUUAUGCUCUGCUCAUAUCAUUUUCCCGUGAACUGGAACUCAUAUAGAUAUUUACACACCUUGUUUUCCUGAUCAGCAUCAGAGGAUGCUACUGUUUCAAUUUCAACCCCUUUACUGGUUAAAAAAAUCGGCGUAUAUCCAUUUUUCCUCAGACUGACUGUAAAUUAGCACUUGGCAGAAUUGAGAGUUGUCAGCCAAUAAGACACAAUAAUUUCUAUGUAUUUUCCUGUAAACCGUGUGUGGGCCAUACCAGCAAAAGCCUUCAUCGAGCCUGUAAUCAGUCACACCAUUAAAAUUAGAUCAUGGCAGAUUUUGAAGGACUCAGACUCUUUGUCUGAACACCUAACCAGUCUGUCUAUCUCUGUGUUUGAAAAGUCACAGUAAAACGUUAUACCCCUCAAUUUCUUUGAAUUUCUACCUGGUCACCAAACUCAGUAAAUUCCUGUCAAUUUCAUAGUAACAUUAAUACAUCAUAUGCCGAAGAGAACAUUUAUUUAUUUGUUCACUUUUUCUAGCAUUUUUCUAACGCCCAAGAAAAAUAAGAAGAAUACUGUGGGAAGAGACAUAGAACUCAUGUAAUGAGGAGUUGUGGUACAGUUGGGGUUGUGGUUUGCUGAAAACAUGGCAUAUCUCAGUUAUGUGUUUUUCUGACCCUGAAAGUAAGCCCAUUUACCUUCCAUGAUAUCAUCUCAAGUGAGGAGCACUAUUAUGUCCAGCACCCCUGAAUGACAGUUUGAAUUAAUCACAAUAUAUCAUAUUUUUAAGUUGUGGAAAUUGAAAAGAAACUCAAUAAGUCUAGGUAAUGCCAUUUGAUCCAACAUUAAAUAUACAAAAGUGACACUAUGAAUUAAUUAAUAGGUUUGUCCCUUUAAAGUCCACAAAAACUACAUAGGAGGUGAUGGCAUUGGAGACAUAGCUUAUCUUAGUGACUGUAUUAUUUUUUUUUUUAUGGAUAAAACUGCAAACAAUACUUUUAUUUGUGUGUAAGCAGAUGAGUGUCUGUCCUUUAAACUGUGGUCAUGUAAACUGUAUUAAAAUUCCACAACUCAAAAUAUUGAAUAAAAAUAUGCAACAUAAUAGAAUGUGAAUAUUGCAAACCAUUUUUUGUCAUGUAUCACUCUGCGAUAUCUACAAGAAAGCUAAUAAAAUAAU
Ictalurus punctatus (channel catfish) is the source of this 5689-nucleotide messenger RNA. RefSeq lists its product as uncharacterized. Gene Ontology annotation, molecular function: GTP binding. Bases 2460 to 3845 code for a protein of 461 amino acids. The transcript has 6 exons. Gene Ontology annotation, biological process: regulation of apoptotic process. Lineage: Eukaryota; Metazoa; Chordata; Actinopteri; Siluriformes; Ictaluridae. The record is from RefSeq and is a predicted model, not a curated record.